Molecule: messenger RNA, 3597 nt
Organism: Meyerozyma guilliermondii ATCC 6260
Lineage: Eukaryota; Fungi; Ascomycota; Pichiomycetes; Serinales; Debaryomycetaceae
Gene: MSH6
Product: mismatch repair ATPase
Exons: 1
Coding region: 1-3597 (1198 amino acids)
Biological process (GO): mismatch repair
Cellular component (GO): MutSalpha complex; nucleus
Molecular function (GO): ATP binding; ATP-dependent DNA damage sensor activity; mismatched DNA binding
Source: RefSeq, a predicted model, not a curated record
AUGCCAUCUACUCCAAAACAAAAGGCAGUAGAGACCAAAUCCAGCUCCUCCAAGAUGAGGCAGCUGUCGUUGAUGUCUUUUUUUAAACCAGAAAAACCCCAAUCUUCGCCAUUGCUGUCUAAGCAGACCUAUCCCAUCAUAAAAGACGAAGUUAAAGAAUCAAAAAAAGUAGUCUACCAUGAUAGCGACAAAGAAAACGACGCAGAUAUCAGCAUUGAACUUCCGAGCCACGAGACGCCUCUCACGCUGGAAUGUGAUGCCAAUUUUUCAUCGAAACUGCUUCCUCCGCAAUCGUCACCAAUUCCCACCCAGCCGUCUGUUCAGCCCAUUGACGAGCCUAAACGCCCACAGGAGGGUUCCAGUCCACUAUCCAAGCGCGGACGUGCGAGAAAAAGCACCAGUUAUGCCGAAUCCGACGACGAAGACGUGACGGUGAAACGCAAGAAAACGAGAAGAAUAGAUGACAGCGACGACGACGAAGACGAAUUCAAGGCUGAGGACUUGAGUGACGACGACGACGAUAUGAGUGAUUUUAUUGACGACGAAGCUGAACCAAGUGCGGAAGAAGCUGAAGACAUAGAAAUACUGGAUGCUGAAGAGGAGGUGGUCAAGCCAAGGAAAAAGCCACGGAAAUCUUCUCCCAAAAACUCACCUUCACCGGUCUCUACCACAGAAACUACGAACGUUCUUGGCGAAAAAUUCAAAGCUGGCUCGUCAUAUUCAGCCCAGCCCAAGCAGGUGGCCACGAAAUUAGUUACCAAAGCUGCCAAAUCUCCCCCAAAAAACUUUGCCAAAGAGAACGAGGAACGGUACCAAUGGCUCGUGAACGUUAGAGACGCCGAGAAACGAACCAUGGAUGACCCAAACUACGAUCCGAGAACAUUAUAUAUCCCGCAAUCUGCAUGGUCUAAAUUUACUGCUUUUGAAAAGCAAUACUGGGAGAUCAAAGGGGUGAUGUGGGACACUGUAGUAUUCUUCAAGAAGGGAAAGUUUUAUGAAUUGUACGAAAAUGAUGCCACAAUUGCCAACAGCGAAUUUGACCUCAAGAUCGCCGGUGGUGGAAGGGCAAAUAUGAAAUUGGCAGGUAUUCCAGAAAUGUCCUUCGAAUAUUGGGCCAAAGAGUUCAUUAGUCAUGGUUAUAAAGUAGCCAAAGUGGACCAAAAGGAGUCAUUAUUGGCCAAGGAAAUGAGAGGAGGUGGGACAAAGGAAGAAAAAAUCAUCAAAAGAGAACUUACUGGAGUACUUACCGGUGGUACAUUGACAGAUUUGAACAUGUUAAGCGACGACAUGUCUACCUACUGCUUGAGCAUAAAGCAGUUCGACAACUGGUUUGGUGUUGUAUUUGUCGAUACCGCAACCUCGGAACUCAACUUUUAUCAAUUUGAAGACGACAAUGAAUGCACCAAGCUCGAAACACUUGUGACCCACGUCAGACCAAAAGAGGUAAUCUGCGAGAAGCAUAAUCUUAGUAGCACCGCUACCAAGAUUCUCAAGUAUACUGCUCAGCCCUCCAAUCAGAUCUGGAAUACUCUUAAUCCUAAUACUGAAUUUUGGGAUUAUGAUACCACCCUUGAAAAGUUGGUAUCGAGCAAAUAUUAUGAUGCCACUGACCUCGAUGAUUUCUCAAACUAUCCAGAUGCACUCAUAGCUUUCAAGGAUAAAAACCAAUACGCUUUCAGUGCAUUUGGAGGACUCUUAUCUUACCUCAAGUUCUUAAAAUUGGACCACAAUAUCAUGACAAUGGGUAAUAUUCGUGAAUAUCAAAUCACGACUCGUCUGGCAAAAAACAUGAUUCUAGAUGGUAUAACCUUGAACAACUUGGAGAUACUCACGAAUUCCUUUGAUGGAAGCGACAAGGGAACUCUCUUUAAACUUUUGAAUCGAGCCCAGUCGCCAUUUGGUAAAAGAAUGCUAAAAAACUGGGUUUUGAAUCCGCUCAUGGUCAGUUCCGAUAUCAACGACAGACUAGACUCAGUUGAAUACUUGAUGGGAGAAGGAGCGGAGAUCAAAGAUAUUUUGGAGAAGAGUUUGCUGGGACUUCCGGACCUUGAAAGGUUGAUUGCCAGGACUCACUCCAAGAACAUCAAAUUCAAAGACUUUUUAAAACUCAUUGAAGGUUUCGAGAAAGUUUGUGGUACAUUGCAGAACCUCAAAGAUUUUGUGAAAGAAAGUUGUGGGUCCCUUUACAAGUAUCUUCAAGGGUUCCCCACCGAAUUAAAAUCUUGCGUCAAUGAAUGGGAAGAUGCCUUUGACAGGUCAGAAGCAUUGAACGAUGUUGUUGUUCCAGCGACAGGAGUGGAUGAAUCGUUUGAUGCUUCGAGCGACCGUAUGAAGAAACUUGAAGAUAUCUUGAAUGAGCACUUGAGGAAAUAUAAAAAAGAGUAUCGAUCGAAUGAAAUUUGUUAUAAAGAUUCUGGAAAAGAGAUAUAUUUGAUCGAGGUACCCAACAAGGUAAAGAAUAUUCCUUCAGAUUGGCACCAAAUGGGGUCUACCUCCAAGGUUAAACGAUUUUGGUCACCAGAAGUGAAAAAAUUGGCUAGAGAGUUGAUGGAACAACGUGAAACUCACAAGAUGGUAUGUGAAACCUUACGGUUUCGCAUGUAUGAAAGAUUCUGCAAGCAUUAUAAAGUAUGGAAAUCCACCAUUCACGUUCUUGCCAACAUUGAUUGUAUUAUAGCUCUCACGAAGACAUCCGAGACCUUGGGACAACCUUCUUGUCGCCCUCAAUUUGUCGAGGCAGAUACCGGGUUAAUCGACUUUAAAGAUCUUCGUAACCCAUGUUUUGUUACUUCAGGUGAGUUCAUACCCAACGAUGUUAGUCUUGGAGGUGACGAGGCACACUUUGGUUUGCUCACGGGUGCCAAUGCAGCAGGAAAAUCCACCUUAAUGAGAACAACAGCAAUGGCGGUUGUAAUGAGUCAAAUAGGGUGUUUUGUACCUGCUUCGCACGCAAGACUUACCCCCGUGGACAAGAUUAUGACCCGACUCGGUGCCAAUGACAAUAUUCUCCAAGGAAAAUCGACAUUCUUUGUGGAGUUGUCGGAAACGAAAAAGAUUCUAGCGAAUGCUACUGCAAAAUCUUUGGUUAUCUUGGAUGAACUUGGACGCGGAGGCUCGUCAAGUGAUGGGUUCGCCAUUGCUGAAGCCGUGUUGCACCAUCUUGCGACCCAUGUGCAGCCUUUAGGUUUUUUUGCAACACAUUAUGGGUCGCUCGUGUUGUCCUUUGAGGGCCAUCCUCAGAUUCGGCCGUUGAGAAUGGCAAUUGUCAUUGACCAAAAUUCACGAAACAUCACAUUUCUCUACAAAUUGGAGGACGGCACGGCCCCAGGCUCCUUUGGAAUGAACGUCGCUGCUAUGUGCGGUAUCUCGUCAGAAAUUGUGGAUCAAGCUGAAGUUGCAGCCAUUAAAUACGAGCAGACAUCAAUGGUGAAAAAAGCCCAUGUUGAAAACCCCACCAAGAUGAGUUUGGGGCUCCAAAGUGAUAUCAGCUGGCUUAGCAACAGCACCAAAAAUAUCGGGGAAGGAGUUCUUGACUACAAUGCCGUCAUAAAGCAAAAAAGCUUGAAGACUGUAUUUGACAUGAUUGGAACCAUUUAG